GUUUGUAUUGGAGGAUAAUAUCACUCUACAAUGGUAGAUACUAGCAUAGUAGUAAAGGAAUCCGCCAUGCCAUGGGACCUUCAGCAAGAUUGUGUUGACUGUGUUGCUCACGCUUUUUGUGAACUGCGCAUUCAAGAGCAAAGCCAAAUUGCCAAGUUCGUGAAAAGCGAACUCGAUAGUAAGUAUGGGGCAAACUGGCAUUGCGUUGUAGGCCGUUCCUUUGGUGCACUCGUUGGCCAUGAUGGAGAGCAUUAUGUAUACUUGCAGAUAGGAGAUGUUUAUGUGCUUAUUUGGCGUAUGGAUACAGAGUGUGUAGGUAAAAUGGUAUUGUUAUGAAUGCAAACAACACGAACGGUGAUGCAACAAAGGCUCAUGGAUGCUGAAAAAAAAAGCGAAGCAGUUUAAUACAAACGGGAAAGAUAUGAUGAGAAGGGUCAAGAUCUAAAAAGGAAGGCUACUCUCACCCUUCCCGCCCAACUAUAUGGCUCCGGACGGUAAGAUAGCUUGUUCCAAUAUCCCUCCACCGCGUUGGAAAGCUUGAAUUAAUGAUAGUGUUUGCGUUAAUUGUCUUACUGUAAAAUCACAGCAAAGAAUUAUUUGCAAUUUCGUUCUUUUCCUCGUCCGCUUGUCAAUAUUUGAUGUUAACCUGAAGAAUAUAGCCGUGGAAAUGCGCUACAUAGUUUUCCCUAUCGAGAUUGUCACCUUACUAAACCUGUUAACGUGUAAAAAAUUUGUUUAUUCCUUUUUGUUCACUAUUACAAAGGGAUAUAGACGCGUCUUUCAGGGUAAUAAUUGAAGGGGCGCAAACGUUCAGGGUGAAAAUGGAGCAAAAGUAUACUAACUGUAAAUUUUAUCGUUUAAUUGCUUACUUCAGACAUUCCAACUCGAGACAUAUGUCCAUUAGUCUUAAAAAGGCAUAAUAAUACAAAAACUUACGUCUCAUUGAUCAAAACUAGAUAGUCUGAAUAGUUUAGACUUUAACAAUUGAUUGAGGCGAGUAGAAAAUGAUCUGGCGAGGGAGGGAGAAGUAAAAGAUUUCCUGAUGAUUUUAUUGUUGAUGAUACGUGUGUUUUAUGCAGCCACUUUUGCCUACAUUUGUACCGAUGAAAUGAGAAUGUAUCAUUGAUCACUUUUAUUCAUGCGCGUGUGUAUCACCCAUGGUUUUGCAGUCUUUAAGCUCGAGUCCUUUCUUAAGGUCCCUUUUGUUUUUCAACAAAGAAUUGGAUUGCUUUGGAAAGUUUAAAAGUUGUGUGGU
Molecule: messenger RNA, 1255 nt
Organism: Phytomonas sp. EM1
Lineage: Eukaryota; Euglenozoa; Kinetoplastea; Trypanosomatida; Trypanosomatidae
Source: the annotation of a GenBank genome assembly